This is a messenger RNA of Eruca vesicaria subsp. sativa (arugula), 1613 nucleotides long. NCBI's taxonomy places the organism in Eukaryota, Viridiplantae, Streptophyta, Magnoliopsida, Brassicales, Brassicaceae. The record is from the annotation of a GenBank genome assembly.
GCUGAACCAAAAUGAGCGUUAUCUCUUGUUGGUUACUCCAACUUGUUCUGGUUUUGCAACUACAAGUACUUGUCGUUUUAUCUCAAAACAUCAUCAUCGGAUCGGUUCCUGUCGGAGAGUCUCUGACCGCUCAAGAGUCCCAACAAUUCUCCAGUUCAUGGCUUUCCCCUUCUGGUGAAUUUGCUUUUGGGUUCCGCAAGAUUAAACCAAACGAUGGCUUCACUGUCUCCAUAUGGUUCGACAAGAUUCCUGACAAGACUAUUGUGUGGCAUGCACAAACCGUCAACACAAGCACCGGUCUAGUCCCUGAUGGUUCCAAGGUUACAUUAACCGCAGAUCGCGGUCUUGUCCUUACUGGCCCUGGAGGUCAGGAGCUCUGGAGUUCUUCACUUCCUCAGACAAGGAGCUCUGUUUCUCGAGGGUUCAUAACAGACGCCGGAGAUUUCGGUCUGUUAGGCGAAGACUCUGGUGUGGUUUUAUGGUCUAGCUUCGCUAAUCCCACAGACACUCUGUUACCUACUCAAAGUAUUGAAGUUAGAGGGAAUCUAUCAUCUCGUCGGAAAGAGACUAGCUUCCAGAAAGGAAGAUUCAGGCUACGUUUAGGUGACGAUGGAGAUCUUCAGCUUCUUACUCUCAACAGCGAGACGCUCGCAGAAACAGAUGUAUACUUUCCGUACUACUCAAGUAACACCAACGAUCCUCACAAUCCCGGGAAUAGAUUGGUUUUCAACGAGACAGGCUACAUGUAUGUAGUAAUGAUAGACAAUACAACGAGAUUCUAUGUCAACAAGAAAGAUCCAGUACCGUCCAAAGACUUUUAUCACCGUGCAGUUCUACAUUUCGACGGGGUUUUGGCUCAGUACUAUCAUCCCAAGAGGCAUGGGGUUGAUAAUAGUACUAAUGCAUGGUCUCUGGCUUGGUCUGAACCGGAGAAUAUAUGUGCAAAGAGAUUUGGACCGUAUCUUGAUGCUAAUGAGCUUGGGAAUCUAGCUUGUGGGUUUAAUAAUAUAUGUAUUUUAGGAGAUAACCAUAGGCCAAGAUGUGAAUGCCCCGAGAGGUUUUUGUUGGUGGAUCCAAAUGACGAGUAUGGUGAUUGUAAACCUGAUUUUGAGAUGCAAACUUGUGGACCGAAGAAUAACCAAACCGGAACCGCGGACCAGGAUGCUAGUCUUUACGAAUUUGUGACUUUGAGAAUGACAAAUUGGCCGUCAGGGGAUUACAAGAGGUACUCAAACUAUGAUGAAGAAAGGUGUAAAGAAACUUGUCUCAAGGACUGUUUUUGUGGAGCAGUGGUUCUUGGAAGAGAUAGGUUAUGUUGGAAGAAGAAGUUUCCAUUGUCUUAUGGCAUUAGAGAUGAGAAUGGUGACAGCGAUACAUUCAUUAAGGUUCUUAAACGGGUACCAAGUACUGGUAAACUUGGAUCAGGAUCUUGAUAUUCUAGAACUUCAGGAUUUGUUGUCCAAUCUAUAAUUCUAAUUUUUAAAAGUUACAUGUUUAUCUAUGUAAUGGAAGGCGAGAAUUUUAAAGAGAACAUCAUCAUGACAAGUUUGAACAUGAAUUUUUUCAAAGAACACAUCAGAGUAUUCUUAGCACGAGAUGGUAUUUAAAUCGAU